Molecule: messenger RNA, 1931 nt
Organism: Ixodes scapularis (black-legged tick)
Lineage: Eukaryota; Metazoa; Arthropoda; Arachnida; Ixodida; Ixodidae
Product: protein DENND6B
Exons: 15
Coding region: 20-1831 (603 amino acids)
Cellular component (GO): recycling endosome
Molecular function (GO): guanyl-nucleotide exchange factor activity
Source: RefSeq, a predicted model, not a curated record
AUGGGGGACAACAGAGAAGAUGGCGGAAGACGUGAAGGAAAGCGAGGCAGCGACUCGGCUCCUGUGUCCGCCAGCUCUCGAGGAAAGUGCGUCCGCCUCACGACUCGUGCCCUGGGAGAACUUUUCAAACUGGGUCCACUGCAUCUGUGUUGUGGCCUUCGAUCUCGAACUGGGCCAAGCGUUAGAGGUGGUGCUCCCGAACGAUGUACCGCUCUCAGAAAAAGAGAAAACGAGCAUCUGCUACCUGGCCUUCCCGGACUCCAACUCGGGCUGCAUGGGGGACACGCAGUUCCAGUUCCGGAUCCGGCAGUGCCCGCUGCCGCAGCGGCCCCUGAGCCCCGCGCUAGUGGCCUACAAUGCGGCCGUGGCCACUGCCUUACAGGUGGACCCCGUCUACUUCCACGGCUACGUUUAUUUCCGGCAGGUGAAGGACCCCAACGUCCGCAGGGGGUACCUGCAGAAGUCCUUGGUGGUGCUGACACGGCUACCCCUGGUGGGGCUCUUCUCCCGUGUGCUCUCGCUUGUGGCCCAAGAAUACUUCCGCACGGGUCAUCCCAGCCUUGAGGCCGCGUGUCGCAGCAUGGACAGCUGGCCGUCUCCUGCGCCCGGACGGUCCCUGGGUCUCCCGCUGCAUGGAUUAGUGGUGCAGGCACGGAUACCGACGCUCCAGGGCCUGGGGAGGCCCCUGGCCCCACCCCCUUCGAGCACCCCUCAGGGGGGCCUCAUCGACCCGCUGCCCUCCGUACAUGAGGUGGACAUCUUCAGGUGCCUCCUGCCGAUGCUGUCACACGUACAACUCCUCUGGGAGCUGGUCCUGGUGGCAGAGCCCGUGGUGGUGAUGGCGUCCUCACCGGCCGUCUGCUCGGAGACGGUGCACGCCCUGGUGGGGCUCAUCUGGCCCCUGCGGUUCUGCGCUGACUACCGGCCCUUCUUCACCAUCCACGACAGCGAGUUCAAGGAGUACACCGCAGGAUCGGGCUGCCUACCCUCCGUGAUCCUGGGAGUGACCAAUCCAUUCUUUGCCAAGACCUUGCAGCACUGGCCUCACGUGCUGCGGCUUGGCGACAACCCCUUUCCAGACUCCCCCCAGAAGCUCAAGAAGGCGGGGCAACUACGUACCUUGGACAGCAAACCAGGGCUCUACACCCACUACAAGCCUCUCCUUCAAAAGGACAAGGUGCUGCUUAAGAAGCUGUCCAAGGGCAUCCAGACGAAGAGGCCCAUGGAGGUUCAGAGUGCACUGCUCAAGCGUUACCUCCUAGAACUCACACAAAGCUUCAUGAUCCCCCUGGAGCGGUACAUGGCAAGCCUGAUGCCCCUCCAGAGGAACAUUUCCCCCUACAAGGGGACGCCAUCGCUGGGACCCUUCCACCAAGAAGACUUUCUGCGCAGCCUGGAGACCUCGGGGCCCCAGCUCACUACAGGCACCAAGGGCGACUGGGCAGCCCUCUACAGGUGCGUAAAUCAGCUGGACCGCAAGCGGCGCCGGCAGGUGGUAACUAGACUGAGACUCCGGUUUGGCCGCAGGAAGUUCUUCCGAAGCAGCAACUUUUCGGGCUGGUACCGGGGCCGCUGCAAGGAAGCCUCCCAGAAACUCCAGGCCCUACACGCGGAAGCAAUCUCGGAUGCCGACCUGCUGCUCUGGACCAGAGACAAGCAGGAAGUGGAAGUGGUCGAUCUGGUGCUACGGCUGAAGGACAAACUGAGUUCCGGCGAGAAGGGCAGCCUACCGGUGACCCCGCAGACCAUGGCCAAGCUGCGGCAGCACGUACAGACCAUAGUGUCUGGACUCCCCGAAGACCUCCAGCAGGUCCUGGCCUCGAGCCGGUGACGAGAACAGAUGCCUCCACGAGGAGGGGAAGCGAGAAGACACGGCAGGGAGGGAUCCGUCUUUUAUUACACGAGUAAAAAGUCUUACUUACCGACCGAAA